AUGAGCAAAUCCAUAGCGAAUGCGGAUUUCGAUGUAAACAUUCUCGAGGAUGCGAAUACGGAACCACUUGUUACGUUGACAAUUCCAUUGCCCACUGACAAAGAUACCUAUAUUGACAUCGAACCAAACGAAAAGGUGUCGACGAGUUUCAAGAUAUUAGGUAACUUCAUUGAGUUCCUUUCGGGAGUGAAGUACAAUGAAAUUUACUCAGUUAAUGAACACAGAUAUUCUGUUAAUAAAUUGACGAAGAGUUUCAACGAUCAUUCGAAGAAGUAUAUGAAAGAAAGAUUAGAGAAGACAGACGAGCAAUUGGAUGAGAUUGUCUACGAUCUUGUGAAUUCCGAAUUGCGCAUGAACCUCAUCAAAGCUAAAGAUUUCCCUAAGAGAUACCAAGAUGUGAAGGAGUUCAUGGUCAAGUAUUAUACUGAGCAAAAUGAGAAGAACCUCCCAGAAUUUAUGUCAAUCUCUCUCCUUAGAGUCUGCUAUGUGACUUGCAUGAAAACGCUCUCGAAAAUGUUUCCACAGGGUGUGUGGGUCAAUAACAGACAAUUGAGCGAGUUGUUCCAAGAAUACUUGAAGAAUCCAAUGUCUAUUAUCUUGUUGCCUAAUCAUCAAUCCCACCUUGACUACGUCAUAAUGCAUUUAAUCUUCAUCAGAUUUCUGUUCUCAAUUCCAACUGUCAUUGCGGGUGAGAAUUUGAAUGUUGCAGUUUUUGGACGCUUUUUGAAGGGGCUAGGAGCCAUAUUCAUCAAGAGAUCCUUUAACAAUGAGUUAUAUACUGAAAGAAACUUGACCAACUAUGCUGAGUUUGUCUUCCUUAACAAGUUACAUUUCGAAGUCUUUAUUGAGGGAACACGCUCUCGGGAUGGAAAACUAUUGUUGCCUAAGUAUGGAAUUUUGAAGACCUUGACAUCUAUAUACUUGAAACAACGUUAUCAGGAGGGAAAUCUGAACUUUGAUAUGUUAUUGCAACCAAUCUCAUUUACUUAUGAAAGAGUCUAUGAGGCUGAGGGUUACCUUGAUGAAUUGAUUGGAAAAGACAAGAAGCAAGAGAGCUUUAUGAACAUUUUUACAAAUGGAGCAUCCAAUCUUUUGUAUGGCGUUGAUAGACAAGACAAGAAAUUGAAGCGUCUGAAGGAUGGCUACAUCGACAAUUACGAUCGUACUUUGCACGGGAAAAUUUUCGUUAGACUCGCGGAUAGGUUCACACUCUCAUCAUACAUCGAAGAUGAAAGUAACCGAAUCAAUGGCAUCGACACAAGCACAAUUUCUGAUGAAGAUGUUAAUUUGAAAAAGUUGGGAUUCAAAAUUUUGCAUGCAAUCAACGGCGUUGCUUAUCUUCCACAAAGUGCAGUGGUUGGCGUUACCAUACAAACUUAUUACUAUCUCAAUGGGGAGAGGGAGUUUCCGAUUGAAAAAUUGCUUCCUACGAUGAAUUUCUUGAUUGACGUUUAUUUGGAAGAGAAUUUGAGUGAUUCCAACAAACAAAUCUUAACCAGCAUCAAAGGAUUAUCAGAUGCAGAGAAGGUUGACUUGAUCAAAGAUCAAGUCAUACGAUUUUUUAAGUUUAACAGGAUUAACCCUGACACAAAUCAGAUAAAAAUUGAGAAUUCAUUUGAACUCCUUUAUUAUAAGAAUCUCACAAUUCAUUUGAUAAUCCACAAAUGCUUAGCCUCUUUUAUCGUGAUGAGGACGAGUAAUUUGAAUCAAAUCAACAAACUAUACUACAUUUUCACCGGAUUUUUGAAAAACGAGUUUUUGUUCGAUUACAACUACAACGCAGACAACAGCUUGUCCAACAUUUUGAAGCACUUCAAAGACCUUGGUGUUAUUAAUGAGAAUUAUGAAAUUGUGGAUGUGCAUUAUCACCAAGUUCUCUCAACUAUUAUUCAACCUUUUAUUGAGUCCUUCAUGAUUUGUGUCUCCAAUUUAAAUUUCACUGUUGGCAAAUUUUAUGAGAAGUCAAGUAAUCGCAUUACUGAGCAGCAGUUGAUUAACGAUUCGUUGAUGCUGAAGGACUAUCCUACAACGAAAUCUUUGUUGAGGAUAAUUCAGAAGGAUAACAUGAAGAACUUCCAAAGAGAGAGCAAGGAUUAUCGCAUUGAAACUUACAAUAAGCAAUACUUGCUCUCCUUCUUGUUCUAUUUGAAUAAUUUAAAACUUAUCAAAAUCUUCAAGAACAAAUCGAAGACAAAAGCAUACGUUAUAAUCCAGAACUCCAAAGACUUGAAGUUUACGCUCCGCUUUAUGGAGCGUUUGCUUAUCCAAAGCGAGACGGACGAUAUUUCCAUCAAUUACAUGAUCGACAUUGUCGAUAAGAUUCCUGAUCGAGAGCUUGCCGAUUCUAAGGCGAGAUUAUGA
Molecule: messenger RNA, 2361 nt
Organism: Sungouiella intermedia
Lineage: Eukaryota; Fungi; Ascomycota; Pichiomycetes; Serinales; Metschnikowiaceae
Source: the annotation of a GenBank genome assembly